Ostreococcus lucimarinus CCE9901 is the source of this 390-nucleotide messenger RNA. It is a transcript of the gene If4E, whose product is annotated as eukaryotic translation initiation factor 4E. Gene Ontology annotation, biological process: translational initiation. Gene Ontology annotation, molecular function: translation initiation factor activity; RNA 7-methylguanosine cap binding. Gene Ontology annotation, cellular component: cytoplasm; eukaryotic translation initiation factor 4F complex. The coding region runs from base 1 to 390 and encodes 129 amino acids. The transcript has a single exon. The record is from RefSeq and is a predicted model, not a curated record. NCBI's taxonomy places the organism in Eukaryota, Viridiplantae, Chlorophyta, Mamiellophyceae, Mamiellales, Bathycoccaceae.
AUGGGUACGGAUUUUCAUUUGUUCAAGGAGGGCAUCGAGCCAAAGUGGGAAGAUGAGACAUGCGCAAAAGGUGGCAAAUGGACAUAUUAUGUCCCAAAGCAGAAAGAUGGGGAAGAGCUUGACGAAAGUUGGUUGAAUCUUCUUUUGUGUAUGAUUGGCGAGCAAUUCAGUGAAACCACCGAAGUUUGCGGAGCCGUCAUCAGUGUGCGGCAGAAGCAGCAUCGAAUCGCCUUGUGGACAAAGACAGCGUCAAGCGAACCUGAACAGGUAGCUAUUGGUCGACAUUUGAAAGACAUUUUGGACAUCCCUGAAAGUGAGAAAAUCGGGUACAUGGUACACGAUGAUGCCAUUCGACUGGAGCGUAGGGCAAAGGAUCGGUACACCGUUUGA